AUGAUUUCAAAAUCUGAGAACAAUCAAUUGAAAUUCUCUAUUCGAAAUUUAAUUGAGACAACAACAUCAUCAUGUGAAAAACAAGAUAAAGGAGUGUCAAAUCCAACAAUAAAUCGUUCUUUAAAACGAACGGUUGUUGAAUCUGAUUCAUUAUCAUCAAUAGCUAGUCCUAUUCCAUUACUUAAACCAAAAUUUCCUCAUCCAUGUUGGUCAUUUUUAUCACAAAUAGCCAAUAAAAAUACAAAUGCAAAUAUUCCAUUAAAUUCUUCGUUAAUAUUUCUAAAUAAAAUGAAUCAAGUUUGGCAACAAAUGCAACGCACACAAAUAUCGCCAUCAAUAACAACAAUAGCAAGUUCAACAACGGAAAAUGAUGAUGUGUCCGACGAAGAGACUUACAUGGACACAUCAUCAAUACGUCGUCAUAAUGAACUUGAUGAUGAUGAGGACGAGGACGACGAAGAAAUCGACGAUGAAGAUGAAGACGAUGAAAUAGAAGAAGGUGAAUGCUCAACGAGCACUGGUGAUGAUAAACAUAAUACAGCAUUGAACAGUGACGAUAAUGAUAAACUUAAAAAUUAUCCAUGUGCACAAUGUGGCAAAGUAUUUACUGCUCAAUAUAAUUUAGUUCGACAUAUGCCAGUGCAUACAGGCAUUCGUCCGUUUAUUUGCAAGAUUUGUGGUAAAGGUUUUCGACAGGCAUCAACACUUUGUCGUCAUAAAAUAAUUCAUACAUCUGAAAAACCACAUGCGUGUCGUAUUUGUGGUAAAGCAUUUAAUCGUUCGUCAACGCUCAAUACACAUAUGCGUAUUCAUCAAAAUUUUAAACCAUGGAUUUGUGAAUUUUGUGGUAAAGGAUUUCAUCAAAAAGGUAAUUGGAAAAAUCAUAAAUUAACUCAUUCAACUAUAAAACAGUAUCAAUGUUCAAUAUGUUCAAAAGCUUUUCAUCAAAUAUAUAAUUUAAAAUUUCAUAUGUAUACACAUUCAGAAAUCAAACCCUAUUCAUGUAUGAUAUGUUCAAAAGGAUUCUGUCGAAAUUUCGAUUUAAAAAAACACAUGAGAAAUGUUCAUGUGAGUAGUACAAGUACAAAUGUAAACAUGAAAAUGAAUUCAAAUCACUGUGGUGAAAACGAAGACGAGGAUGAUGAUGAGGAUGAUUGUCAUUGA
Messenger RNA from Rotaria socialis, 1164 nucleotides. The record is from the annotation of a GenBank genome assembly. Lineage: Eukaryota; Metazoa; Rotifera; Eurotatoria; Philodinida; Philodinidae.